This is a messenger RNA of Myotis lucifugus (little brown bat), 2680 nucleotides long. It is a transcript of the gene RABIF, whose product is annotated as RAB interacting factor. Gene Ontology annotation, molecular function: zinc ion binding; guanyl-nucleotide exchange factor activity. NCBI's taxonomy places the organism in Eukaryota, Metazoa, Chordata, Mammalia, Chiroptera, Vespertilionidae. Gene Ontology annotation, cellular component: cytosol; membrane. The transcript is spliced from 2 exons. Gene Ontology annotation, biological process: small GTPase-mediated signal transduction; post-Golgi vesicle-mediated transport. The record is from RefSeq and is a predicted model, not a curated record. The coding region runs from base 37 to 408 and encodes 123 amino acids.
GCGCCUGCGCGGUCCGGCCCGAGACUGGCGGCGGCGAUGGAGCCCGCGGCGCCGCGGAACGAGCUAGUGUCGGCGGAGGGCCGGAACCGGAAGGCGGUGCUGUGCCAGCGCUGCGGCUCGCGGGUGCUGCAGCCGGGCACGGCGCUCUUCUCCCGCCGGCAGCUCUUCCUUCCCUCCAUGAGGAAGAAGCCGGCUCUGGCCGAGGGCAGCAGCCCCGAGGGCGACCUCCUCCAGGAGCACUGGCUGGUGGAGGACAUGUUCAUCUUCGAGAACGUGGGCUUCACCAAGGACGUGGGCAACAUCAAGUUUCUGGUCUGCGCAGACUGUGAGAUCGGACCCAUCGGCUGGCAUUGCCUCGACGACAAGAACAGUUUCUAUGUGGCCUUGGAACGGGUUUCCCAUGAGUAACUGAGGGGAGGGGGCCCAGCUGCACCCCCAAGUAUGAGAGCGGCCCCUUCACAAGAACUGGUUCUUAACCUGGUGCAACGGUUCUGCUGCUGCAUCUCUGUCCUAAUUACGAGAGUGGGUACAUCCAGCCGACCGGGCGGGGCCCACCCUGCUUCCUCGGAGCCUGGCGUGCACCUCUCGUCAGGUCACGUGGCACCGCCCCAAGUCCUGAGCUCCCUUCCCCCAGUUGCGGACACGGCUCAUCUCACACUUCUUCUCUCACCCCUGCAUCCUGCUGGGCUCUCCUUUACCCGGGGCUCCCCUGCUGCUUGCUCUGGACAAGUAUCGCCCACCUUUCAGCCACGCGAUGCUCAUGUGCUGAAAGUGGAGGCUUCACCUUUUUCCUCUCAUUCAAGAAGGCACACAGAUGUCAGAGUGACUUUGUUGUGUGGCUGACUUCACAGGCAUUUAUUCUUUUUAAACGUAUAACCUUUACAAGCUUUAGUAUUUAAUCAGAAACGCUGCAGGUGCACCCCUAUGCCAGGUGUGAGAACCUCACCUCCAGGUUGAUAGAAGCCUUUCGUGGUGAAGAUGAAUGUGGCCCCUCUUCCCUUCAAACCCUGAUGAGGUUGACAGCCUGUAUGUUGAGAUUCAGACUUUCAGCCCCGUCGGGAGCCACCCUAGGAAAGCUCAGCCUGGGCCGUUUUCCCAGGAUCUAAGACCCCGGAAGAGGACGGGGGGUCUCAGGGGAAUAGGCCUUGGCCAUAUUGCACAGGAGUGUGUAGGUUUGUCUUUUCUGGACAAGUUACUGCUUCCUUUGUUCCCAAGAAAGACUUCCUUAAUGGAUAAUGUCAUUUACUGAACCUGCUGGGCCUGGUUCGUUUGGAAUCUCUACACCAACCCCCAAUACAAACCUUCCAUCCAGAGGCCUCUGUUGCUACAGCUGGGGGGUUGCUCUAACCGUGUGACUUUAGCCAAGUAUCUCGCCUUCCACUAGGACUUUAGUGGUUCUGUCGUUUCUCUUCUGGAAGGACUCGCCUCAGCAGGACUCUGUGCAGCCAGGUCCAGGUUCCUCCCCAUCGCCCAACUCCCAGACCCAGGAGACCUGGCAUUGCACGAGGACUAACUCCAGACCGCCUCUCUGAGUCCGUUUGUCCCCUCCCCCCCUGAGCUUACUCUAAGGGCUCCCUCAGUAACGGUGGGCCUUGGGCAUGGUUUUGCAACUGGCCUACUUCCUCCUCCUCGGUCAGAGCUCCAGCAGAAAUGAGAGAACCGUUUUCUAGACAAGUGGUCUAGUGUCCAUGAUUAUGGCAUUCACAGAAAGACAACUGUGAGAAUUCUCCACUCAGGUUGGAAGGAACAAAACCAAGUAGAUGCCUCUAUGGGCGAGUGGCCCCUCCUAGCACCGCCAAGCCCAGGCAAAGCAUUCUCUAAAAUUAGGCUUCGACUUUUCUUUCCUUUUUUUAAUCACAGAAAUAGUACCCAUUCAUUGCAGAUAAAUACAAAAAUGGGCAUAAUCCCUCGUAUUUCCACCAUCCACAAAUUGCCAGUGGUAAUGCUGUGUAUGUCCAUCUCAAUGUUUUCUAUACGUAUGUAUGGUUUUUAAAACAAAUAGGAGCCCAUACUCUGUUAUAACUUGCUUUGUCCAUUUAACAACACACCAACUCCUCUUGCGUGUAGAUAUCCCCUGGUGUACACCCUUGUUUUUAGUCUGCCCUCGUAUUUCUGUAUUUAUUUAAACAAUCCGUUAGGUUGUAGCUAAACCUGUAUGCACAUUCCUAAUUGUUCCCUUGGGGUGAAACGUGGGAUCGCAGGGUGUGCAGUGCACAUGCCUCAGGAUUGGCCGUGCUAUUCACCCUCCAGAGUAAGACAGGCUCGCGUGGCUGAACCGUCCCAACACCGGGCAUGUGUUACCAUUAAAAGACUACGUGGCCCUGGCCACGAAACUCAGUGGGUUAGAGUGUCGUCCAGAUAUGCCCAGGUUGCGGGCUCAACCUCCAGUCAGGGUAUACAUGCAAGAAUCAGCCAGUGAAUGCACCAAUGUGUGGAACAACAAAUCCAUGUUUCUCUCUCAAAAAGAUAUAUUUUGCCACUUUAAUAGAAACAAUAGUCUCGUUUUGAUUUGCAUUUGUUAUUUCUAUUGAAGUUUUUAUAUACUUAGUGGUGAUUUGUAUCUUUUUUUUUUUUUUUGAGAAUUGCCAAACACUGUUGCCCAGUAGCCAAAAAUAUCAAGUUGUUUAUCCUGCCUUUUCAGUUUGAUUUGAAAGAAAUAAAGGCAUUUAAACAAUGGAAA